CCCACAUGUUUUUAAUGAAAUAAUCAUAGCAAUGGUUAGUAAGUAAUAACCUUUUUGUUCCCAACGUAGAAUUGCCUUGGAGCACUAGAUGGAACACAUAUCAAAGUAAAUGUGCCUAAAGCUGAUCGACCAAGAUAUAGAACAAGAAAAUCAGAAAUCACCACUAAUGUACUCGCUGUUUGUAGCCAAGAUAUGCAAUUCAUAUAUGUCUUAUCUGGUUGGGAGGGCUCGGCGCAUGAUGGUCGAGUUCUUAGAGAUGUGGUUACAAAACCUAAUGGAUUGAAGGUUCCAAAUGGUUUUUACUAUUUGGUUGAUUCUGGCUAUGCAAAUUGCCCUGGAUUUCUUGCACCUUUUCGAGGGCAACGUUAUCAUUUGAGUUCUUGGGCAGAUGGACGUCAACCUCUCACGGCUCAAGAGUUUUUUAAUAUGAAACAUGCUAGUGCGAGAAAUGUAAUAGAGAGAACUUUUGGUCUUCUAAAAAUUCGAUGGAAAAUCCUUGCGAGUCCAAGCUUCUACAAUAUAGCAACUCAAAGGCGCAUAAUUAAUGCAUGUUGCUUAUUACACAACUUCAUUCGGAAAGAGAUGGAAGAAGACCCUGCGGAAUCUGAAAUUGACAAUUUAAUGUUAGGGGAAAACACAGAAGAUGAUGUUGACAACAUCACAGCUGUUGAUCCAACAGAUGAAUGGACCCAAUUUAGGAAUGACAUGGCAGUGGACAUGUUUAAUACAUGGCGAUCAACUUGAUUUUGAUAUUUAAUAUAUAUGUACUCAAAACUAAACUUGUGAUGUGGUGAUCUUUCUAGUAAUUGAUUUUCGA
Molecule: messenger RNA, 817 nt
Organism: Dioscorea cayenensis subsp. rotundata (Guinea yam)
Lineage: Eukaryota; Viridiplantae; Streptophyta; Magnoliopsida; Dioscoreales; Dioscoreaceae
Product: protein ALP1-like
Exons: 2
Coding region: 193-744 (183 amino acids)
Source: RefSeq, a predicted model, not a curated record